UUAUUCAUUUCUGUGUUUAUGAUUGACAGCCUCCAGAGGAUGCUCUUUUUGCGCACCCAAGGGUUUUUAGGGCGUGUGUUCCACCAGGCAUGCAUAGGUUCCGUGGUAAUGUAUGGGAUUAUACAAGCAGACCUCAAGUUAUGCAGACACUGGGGUACCCAUUGGCUAUGAAUGAUAGAAUUCCUGAGAUUACUGAAGCCAGAAACAUUGAACUUGGACUUGGUUUACAGCUCGCUUUCUUGCACCCAUCAAAAUACAAAUUUGAGCAUCCAAGGUUUUGCUUUGAGCGGCUUGAGUAUCUUGGUCAAAAAAUCCAGGAUUUGGUAAUGGCGGAAAGAUUACUUAUGAAGCAUCUCGAUGCUCCUGGGAGAUGGCUGCAAGAGAGACACAGGCGUGUUGUGAUGAACAAAUUCUGUGGGAGAUAUUUGCGAGAAAAGAAUCUACAUCGCUUUAUCAUAUACAGUGAGGAGGUUCAGGAUGCAUUCGAGCACAAUCGUAGGCUCAGGAAUCCAGCUACAACUUCCGUUCAACAAGCUAUCCAUGGACUCUCUUACGCUAUUUAUGGUAAGCCAGAUGUAAGACGCCUCAUGUUUGAGGUUUUUGACUUUGAGCAAAUCCAACCUAAGGUGGUAUGAGUACUAACUAAGAAAUGUUGUUUCUUCUGUCUAGCCCAAUUUGUUGGCAGUGUUGUGUUAUCGGUUUAGCCUUAACCUGUGUCGAUCUAGU
This is a messenger RNA of Solanum verrucosum, 726 nucleotides long. Its product is annotated as ribonuclease III domain-containing protein RNC1, chloroplastic-like. The record is from RefSeq and is a predicted model, not a curated record. Gene Ontology annotation, molecular function: ribonuclease III activity. Gene Ontology annotation, biological process: RNA processing. The coding region runs from base 90 to 635 and encodes 181 amino acids. The transcript has 3 exons. NCBI's taxonomy places the organism in Eukaryota, Viridiplantae, Streptophyta, Magnoliopsida, Solanales, Solanaceae.